UGUUUCUGCAGCAUCAUUUUUCGCUGAAGAUAAGCUAAUAAAGGAGUGUACAAAAGCCGUUAUACAACAACAUUCUCAGUUUAUAGCUGGCUGUGAUGAAAGCUUAAUUUUGACUUGUUCAAAAUCUGCCAGUGGAAGCAUUGCCAGAAGUUAAAAUAAUUUCAUUGCUAUGGAUAACCAACAGUCAGGUAACCGAGCAGAGGAUGACGGCCAAGACAGAAACAUCUGUGAAUAUGUCUAUAUUUUCUUCUCUCUCCUAUGUAUGCUUCCACUGCUCCCCUUGAUCCCAGUUCUAACUCUGAGGACUGUACAGGAGUAUGAGAGGGCGGUGAUUUUCCGUCUAGGGCGUCUGGUUAGUGGAGAAGCCAAAGGGCCAGGUUUGUUUUUUAUCAUCCCUUGUAUUGAUGAGUUCAAACGAGUUGACCUGAGGACACAAACAUAUGAUAUCCCACCACAAGAGAUUUUGACAAAGGACUCGGUGACUGUAGCAGUGGAUGCUGUGGUGUACUACAGGAUACAGAAUGCCAUUUCGUCCCUGACAAAUGUUGAGAAUGUUCACUUGUCAACAGGGCUUUUAGCUCAGAGCACACUUAGGAACACGCUGGGGACGAAAAGUCUGGCAGAGAUUUUGUCACAAAGAGAUGAGAUCAGUGACGCCAUGCAGGCAUCUUUGGAUCAGGCCACUGACCCAUGGGGAGUGAAGGUGGAGAGAGUUGAACUUAAAGAUGUGCGCCUGCCUGUGCAGUUACAGAGAGCUAUGGCUGCAGAAGCGGAAGCUGACAAAGAGGCCAAAGCCAAGAUUAUUGCAGCUCAGGGUGAGCAAGAUGCUUCUAAAGCCCUGAAACAUGCGGCUGACGUCAUCCAAGAUUGUCCGGCAGCUCUUCAGCUGAGAUACUUGCAGACCCUUAACUCUGUUGGCAGCAAAAAGAAUGACACCAUCAUCUUUCCCCUGCCAUUAGAGCUUCUCAGGACAAUGAUGCGUGCCACGCCCACACAUGCGCAUUGAGAGGGAGCCAAGUGCAGUGUUUGACAGUGGGAAUCUGUCACAGUCUCUUCAUGACACUCUUGU
Messenger RNA from Liolophura sinensis, 1069 nucleotides. RefSeq names its product band 7 protein AAEL010189-like. The transcript is spliced from 9 exons. The record is from RefSeq and is a predicted model, not a curated record. Gene Ontology annotation, cellular component: plasma membrane. Bases 170 to 1006 code for a protein of 278 amino acids. Lineage: Eukaryota; Metazoa; Mollusca; Polyplacophora; Chitonida; Chitonidae.